AUGAGAUCUCUUAAACACCUGAAACCCCAAACUAAGAAGAAUGUGGAGGAGAAGACCCAGAGGUUGGUCAGAUGUUACUCUGAGGCCAUGCACCAGCAGAUGGACGCAGGGACACAGACGGACCCUGUGGUGGUCCUGUCUCUCGCCCAGGCCGCUGUACUUGGACUCAUCUCUCAAAACGAAGUCUUUGGUGCUACCAUAGCACCCAACGGCUUCUACACAGGGGACCCCAAAGAGUCUCCGGCGCCGCCCGGGGAGAGGCUGGAUUACGAGUAUUCAGACCAACUCAUUGGCGCCAAUGGUGACUACCUGGGGGAAAACCUAGGAGAAGAUGGGCACAUGCACUCCAGUUGUGCUGAGCGGCGGUGGCAGGGUCCACACGAAAGUGCCAAACCACCAGGGGGUCACUCAGACACUGGGUCACUUGUCAAAGGAGAAGCUGUGACCCCUGGCCUCCCAUCAUGCACCCACAUGUUAAACAACAUAGUGCCCAGAGAAGGGCCACCAAUGAUAGACCACUCAAAUUACAGGGUUGCUCAUAAACACCAGCCCAACAACUGCUGCUCCCUCUGUGUUCGAGAGAUUAAGAGCACACACACACCAGCAGACACACAUUCGCACCAUCAUACACACAUGCCACAUGAACCCCCAGCCCAUGAGCGAGGCCACACAGGAACACAUCAGAAAUCAGGAGUAGAGGAGGAUGCAGAGGAGGAGGAAGAUGGAAGGAGUAACAUAGCAAAGGGAGGUAGGGAAGAGGAGAUCAGCAGCUACUUCCAGGCAAGUGAGGUGGGCUACGAUGGUGGAGAGAUGGGUGGCGCGGGGGACUUUGAUGAGAGCAGCCAAGGCAUGUUCUGGGGAGAGCACGUAGAGGGCGAGGGCCCCCCCGGAAGAAGGAUCGACAGGCUUGACAUCAACAUACAGAUUAACGAGUCCUACUGUGUGGACGUAGGCGAGGGGUUGAAACGUUGGAAGUGUCGCAUGUGUGAGAAGUCUUAUACCUCAAAGUAUAACCUGGUCACACACAUCCUAGGUCACAACGGCAUCAAGCCCCACGCCUGUCCACACUGCGGCAAACUCUUCAAACAGCCCAGCCACCUGCAGACGCACCUUCUCACCCACCAGGGCACCAGACCACACAAGUGCACCGUCUGCAAGAAGGGUUUCACGCAAACCAGCCACCUGAAACGUCACAUGCUGCAGCAUACCGACGUUAAGCCCUACAGCUGUCGAUUCUGUCGCCGCGGCUUUGCCUACCCCAGCGAACUCCGCGCCCAUGAGAUCAAGCACGAGCGAGGGCGCUGCCACGUCUGCUCCCAGUGUGGCAUGGAGUUUCCGACCUAUGCCCACUUGAAGCGGCAUCAGGUCAGCCAUCAGGGCCCUUCCACUUUUCAGUGUGGCCAGUGCAACAAGUCUUUUGCAUACCGCAGUCAGCUGCAGAACCACUUACUGAAGCACCAAACGCAGAGAUCCUAUUCUUGCAGUCAGUGUGGUCUGCAGUUCCUGCAGCUGCACCAGCUGCGUCAGCAUGCGCUCACACACAAGGUGCUGAAACCUCAGGCUCGCGCUGCUAAGGGAAUGAAAGGGUUUAAGUGUGAUGUGUGUGCCCGGGAGUUCACACUCUCUGCAAACCUGAAGAGACAUAUGCUGAUCCAUGCCAGUGUUCGACCCUUCCAGUGUCACGUCUGCUUCAAAUCCUUCGUCCAGAAACAGACUCUCAAAACCCACAUGAUCGUCCACUUGCCUGUAAAACCCUUCAAAUGCAAGGUUUGUGGGAAGUCUUUUAACCGGAUGUACAACCUCCUGGGCCACAUGCAUCUACAUGCCGGCAGCAAACCCUUCAAAUGUCCGUACUGCUCCAGCAAGUUCAACCUGAAAGGGAAUCUCAGCAGACACAUGAAGGUCAAACAUGGCAUGGACGUUUCGCCAGACGGACAAGAUGCUCCUCCUGACCUGGAGCACCAGGAGGACUAUGAAGAGGAAAACUUUGACUUCAGUGCACCAGAGAAUCUGGACAAUAAUGAUGCGCCAAACCUCACCAAGCUCUCUGAGGUAGCCAUCCAGGAGCUGGACUACUAUAACUUUGGAAAGGAUGUUGGCAGCUACAACACAGCAUGAACACUACUCAGACUAGACUAAUGUUGAAUUAUAUAAAUUAACUAAUAUCCUCUGGCACUUAUUUACUGUGGGUUGGUUGAGAUGGUCCCCUGGAGAUCAAAUGCUUUUUUUUUUUUUUUUCCUUCUUUUUUUUGUGUUGGGACUGACAAGCAAGGAGAAGAUGGCCAUUGUGGCCCUGUCUCCUGGGGACCCAUCUUGGCUCUGUUUCGUGAGAUAGACUGUUAGUUGGCUUCAACAGUCUUUUUGAAAUAUUCUAACAGAGGUCAAAGCUGUAAUGUAGUAUGCUGUGGCUAAUUUUGUUACACUUCAAACUGAGACGCUAAUGCUGUCGAGACGUACUCAACUGCUAAUUUGUCCACAGAGCCUUGAAUAUGCACAAAAUAUGAGUGGAACAUUGGUGGAAUACACAAAAAGGUUUGAAUAUAAGCCCUUUGGGGCAGAAAUGUUUAAGUAUAAGGUGCAUAUAGCCCUGUUUUCUUCAUCUCUGUAGUAACACAGAAUAUGUCAGAGUCAUGUCCAUGAACUACUAACGUGAAUUUCUACAACAUAUUAAAACAUUCAUUUGCAUUGCCUUUGCUGAAAAAAAAAAACCCCUCAGAUAAUAUACAGAUGAGAUGCAGUUUCUAAUCUGUUGAUAAUAAAAAAAAAAUCUGCCCCAUUACUCUUCCACUUGGUCAAGCUGUGUAAAGCAGCCUCUGUAUGAGGAUCCACAUUAUUUGUGUUGACUGAUGUCUGUGUGUUUGUAUAUAGAAGCGAGUGUGUUUCUAGGCCCUGUGUACCAAAGCUACUGCUGUCUAUUGAGUACAGCACUACAUCCUGCCCAACCUCCACCACUGUUGCCAGGACUGAACUUCAUUAUCAAGAACCUUGGGUUUAUCUUAACAUAUUGUUUCUUAGUGGAAAUUACUGUUCCUUUGUACUGAUUGCUAUUUAUUUUGCACUUUUGCUGAAAUCACAUGUAAUUUCAUGAGAGGAGUCUUGAUUUAUCACGUUGGAGAGCGCUGGUCCUGGACUGAACAUAAAGCCUGUCUCAUCUCCUCAGUAUGCUGU
Messenger RNA from Chanos chanos (milkfish), 3168 nucleotides. It is a transcript of the gene znf710b, whose product is annotated as zinc finger protein 710b. Gene Ontology annotation, cellular component: nucleus. Gene Ontology annotation, molecular function: sequence-specific DNA binding; DNA-binding transcription factor activity, RNA polymerase II-specific. The coding region runs from base 1 to 2118 and encodes 705 amino acids. NCBI's taxonomy places the organism in Eukaryota, Metazoa, Chordata, Actinopteri, Gonorynchiformes, Chanidae. Gene Ontology annotation, biological process: regulation of transcription by RNA polymerase II. The record is from RefSeq and is a predicted model, not a curated record. The transcript is spliced from 5 exons.